Messenger RNA from Salvelinus namaycush (lake trout), 1074 nucleotides. It is a transcript of the gene syt17, whose product is annotated as synaptotagmin XVII. The transcript has 8 exons. The record is from RefSeq and is a predicted model, not a curated record. NCBI's taxonomy places the organism in Eukaryota, Metazoa, Chordata, Actinopteri, Salmoniformes, Salmonidae. The annotation marks the transcript as partial. Gene Ontology annotation, molecular function: phosphatidylserine binding; calcium ion binding; syntaxin binding. Gene Ontology annotation, biological process: cellular response to calcium ion; calcium-ion regulated exocytosis; regulation of calcium ion-dependent exocytosis.
UUGGAACCCAUCAACAAGGGUGUGCUGGCCAGGCUAACUGACUGUCUAUUGUGUCGGUGGUCGUGUCGCUCAUGUCUGUUGUGGUGUUGGGAGUGCUGCUUUCCGCCCAGUGAUGAGGAGGUGGAGAUACUGGGACCCUUCCCUGCUCAGACCCCCUCCUGGCUAGUGAACGAGUGUGUGGAUGAGAAGGACACUGAUACCGGGGUCACUCAUGUUGACGCCAUGGCAAUACUGCAGGACAGUACUCCGACCCGGAGACGUUCCAGCUCAGAGAUGUCCCGAUCCACCUUCAGCCUGGUCCGACAACUCUCCAGUCUAGACGCUCGCAGGCCCAGCUCUCCGCUGGUUGAUGUGAAACCCAUUGAGUUCUGGGCCAUGGGCCCCAGGAAGGAGGUGAUCCAGCCGCUGCGUCGACACCAGCCCCCUCCGGAUGACUACUUCAGGAAGUUGGAGCCACGCCUCUACUCUCUGGACUCAUCCGGAGACGACGUGGACUCGCUAACGGACGAGGAGAUUCUGCUACGAUACCAACUGGGCAUGCUCCACUUCAGCACACAGUAUGACCUAAUCAACGGCCACCUGGGCGUUAGGGUCAUUGAGGCUCGCGACCUGCCUCCACCUCUGACCUGUGACGGUGCCCGCCAGGACAUGGCCCACUCCAACCCAUACGUCAAGAUCAGCCUGCUGCCGGACCACAAGAACUCUCGGCAGACAGGGGUGAAGAGGAAGACACAGAACCCGGUGUUCGAGGAGCGGUUCACCUUUGACCUUCUGUUCUUGGAGGCCCAGCGCCGCACCCUGCUGCUGUCUCUGGUCGACUUCGACAAGUUCUCACGACACUGUGUCAUCGGCAAGGUGGCGCUGCCUCUGAGUGAGGUUGAUCUGGUGAAGGGUGGUCACUGGUGGAAGGCCCUGGUACCCAGUUCUCAGAAUGAGGUAGAGCUGGGAGAGCUGCUGUUAUCACUCAACUACCUGCCCUCCGCUGGAAGACUCAACGUUGACAUCAUCAGAGCCAAGCAGCUGCUGCAGACAGACAUGUGCCAGGGAUCAGGUAAACUAUACCUACUAACAUAG